Anarrhichthys ocellatus (wolf-eel) is the source of this 516-nucleotide messenger RNA. RefSeq names its product DNA translocase FtsK 1-like. The annotation marks the transcript as partial. Lineage: Eukaryota; Metazoa; Chordata; Actinopteri; Perciformes; Anarhichadidae. The transcript is spliced from 8 exons. The record is from RefSeq and is a predicted model, not a curated record.
UCCAGCACCUGGCUCUCAGCCUGGUGUGCUGAUGUGGAUCAGCGGCGCUCUGCCCCAACCUGCAGUCUCACCAAAGCUGAGUCGAGCUAACUCCACCACCAAGGACGAAAACACAACAACCAGUAAACCUGAAGAAGAAACAGGGAUGAUGGCUUGGAUCGCUCAGGGUUUGGAGAAAGUCGUCCCUCAGCCUGAUGUGAACAGGAAGGAGACACCACCGGCUCAGCCGCCCACUGAGGUGCAUCAAACAGCAGCUGCAACAGCUGCAGAGCUUCAGGUCACUGUGGUGGAGGUGGGAUCAACCCGAGAGGACAACAAGCCCCUCCCACCCAGGAUGAUCGACUGGAUUAAACACGGUUUAGAGAAGGUGGUUCCUCAGCCGGAGAUUCAUGUUCGCUCAAAGACUGAAGUCAACGAGAAGACUGAUGCUCCGGCUUCAACUGCAGUAGAGGCACCAAAACCUGCUCCGGCUCCAAAACCUGCUCCGGCUCCAAAACCUGCUGCUGAAACUGAAAA